UUACAGACCGCAACAUUCAUAUGAUAUUUUUUUUUGUUGUUGUUUCUGUAUCUGUAAUUUUAUACGCGUUUUGAAUGGAAGAAAUCCAGUGAAAAAAAUCCCAAAGUGAACAAGACAGAGAAGUUUCGUGGCAGUUCGGGUUCAGACGCCCAAAUUUAGACCAGUUGGAAUUACAACUACUUCCUACUCUCCUGCCUGGAAAAGCGGUUAUCUGGCGUCAGUAGGACGGAGCCUGUUGUUUAGGCCACGCAGCGGAGUUGCACAAAGAACACAAAGUGUGUAUGGAGCAGUGUGAGAAUGCCGCGUCUCUCCUGGCGUCCGUGCGCGAGCAGGAGAUGCAGUUUGAGCGUCUGACUCGAGCUCUCGAGGAGGAGAGGAGGAGCGUGGGGCCACCCGGUACCCUGCCCCGUCCCCUCCCCACGCUUCAGAACGGGCGUAUCCCUGGUGAUGCAGAGUUAGAGCGGCUCAAAAUUAACGAGGGAUACAUCAACGGGACACAGUACAGGAUGUUGGACCCAGGUCACCUUGUCGAGGAGAUGGUUACAGUGGAGGAGGACCCCCAGGAGAUGAUACCAGUCGUUUCUGUUGAAACUAGUGAAGAUGGCACCACACGCCGCACUGAAACCACUGUCAAGAAAGUCACUAAGACCACAACCACUCGCACCGUUAUACCCUCAGUCUCUGAUACACUCUCUCUGGAUGGUACUGGUUCUGUCACCGGUGUGGGUGGGUAUAAUACUCCUAUAGAUCGCGUGUACAGGCAGCCAGGUCACAUGGACUACCCAACCCAUACAGUUCCUAGAAAUUACCACUAUGGGCCACCAGGAGGAUACGAUGAUUACCGUAGUGGACCACCCUCUGAUACCUAUGCCAGUCUCAACCGAGGGGCCCGUAUGGAUGAUCGUUAUAGACCUGUGGAUGGCUACCGAACAUUGGAUCCUGGCUACCGUGUUCAUAGCAGGCCCCAGCUGGACCCAUAUGCAGCCCAGCCACAGGUAGGGCGCAUGGGCAGUGCCAUGGAGAUCUCUGGCAUGCAGCGAUUUGUUCCAGAGCCCUAUGGUCUAGAGGACGACCAGAGGAGCAUAGGAUACGAUGAGCCUGAUUAUGGCAUGGGGCAUAUGCACUACAGCACCAUGCCCCGGUUAGGACAUCAUGCUCCGCCUCCACGCAGGACUGGAUCCUAUGAGGGUACUCUCGAUGGAGAGAUGAGUGGAGCAGGGGAUAUGUAUUACUGGGGAGGUGGUGCUCCUCUGGCACAGGGAGAAAGGGGAAGCAUGGCGUCGCUGGACAGCACACUGCGUAAAGGCCCUGCUCCAACAACAUGGAGGCAGCCCGAACUGCCUGAGGUCAUCGCUAUGCUCAACUAUCGUCUGGACCCAGUCAAGAGCAAUGCUGCUGCUUACCUUCAACAUCUCACAUUUAAAAAUGAUAAGGUCAAAUCAGAUGUAAGGCGUUUGAAGGGCAUUCCUGCUUUGGUAUCCAUGUUGGACAACCCGAAGAAGGAAGUCCAUCACUCUGCAUGCGGUGCGCUGAAGAACAUCUCAUACGGACGAGACCCUGACAACAAAAUUGCCAUCAAGAACUGUGAUGGAAUCCCUGCACUGGUGCGCCUGCUGAGGAAGACCAGAGAUCAGGAUCUGACCGAUACCAUUACAGGGACUCUGUGGAAUUUGUCAUCUCAUGAUUCAGUCAAGAUGGAGAUUGUAGACCAUGCACUACAUGCCCUGUCCGAUGAAGUGAUGGUGCCACACUCGGGCUGGGAGAGAGGGAAUGAUGGAGGAGAGGAGAGUUGCAAGCCCCGCCACCUGGAAUGGGAGACUGCUCUUACUAACACUGCUGGCUGCCUGAGGAAUGUGAGCUCAGAGAGGAGCGAAGCCAGGAGGAAGUUAAGAGAAUGCACUGGCUUGGUUGACUCGCUCAUGUACAUUGUCCAGUCCCAGAUUAACUGUAAAGAUGUGGACAACAAGUUGGUGGAAAACAGCGUUUGUCUUUUGAGGAAUCUGUCCUAUCAGGUGCAUCGGGAAGUGCCAGGUUGUGAGCGUUACCAGGAGACUGCGCCUGUCAAUCAAGGCCCUGCCCCUGCUAAUCAGAAGGGUGGAUGCUUCAGCUCUCGCAAGGGCAAAGACGAGUGGUUUUCCAAAGGGAAGAAAGAUGAUGAUGGAACUACAGAUAUAAUUGACAUUCCAAAGAGGACCACACCAGCCAAAGGUUAUGAACUGCUUUUCCAGCCAGAGGUUGUUCGUGUGUACCUAUCUCUGCUGAAAGAGAGUAAGAAUCCUUCUGUUCUAGAAGCUUCUGCAGGAGCCAUCCAAAAUCUGUGUGCAGGCCGCUGGACCUAUGGACGUUUCCUGAGGGCAAUGACGAGACAGGAGAAAGGAUUGCCCCUGUUCACUGAGCUGUUGGCACAUGGGAAUGACCGUGUGGUCAGAGCCAUGUCUGGGGCCCUCAGAAACUUGGCUAUUGAUGCUCGUAACCGGGACCUACUUGGAAGGCACGCUAUACCUAACCUAGUGGCAAACCUACCAGGUGGUGGGCAGAGCCAACCUGUGCGUAACCUCUCUGAAGAGACCGUGGUUUCGGUGCUGAGCACUCUGGCUGAGGUGGUCGGCUCUAGCGUGGAUGCAGCCAAGCUCCUUCGCAGCUCACAGGGCAUUGAGAGAUUGGUGCUCAUUAACAAAGAUGGUAACCGUUCUGACAGGGAGGUACGUGGUGCUGGCCUGGUGCUGCAGGUUGUAUGGGGAUUUAAGGAGCUCCGGCGCACACUGGAGAAAGAUGGCUGGAAGAAAUCAGACUUUGUGGUGAACGUAAACCCUCCUACCAACACCCGCACCAAUGGUGGCUAUGAGGACAGCAGCACCCUUCCACUUAUUGACAGAGGAGGAAAGCAGGACAGAGACAGAAACAUGAUUCCAAUGAAUGACUUGGGAUCAGACUCCUAUGCUACACUGGAUCAGAGAGGACGGAGGAACACUUUGGAUGACACUCUAGAACGCGCCGACAGUGAUAUUCAGGGAGGGAUGUAUGGGGAGAGGCGGGGCUCCAUGCCCUUGUUGGACUCUUACGACGGUUAGGCCACUCCCCCCCUCACCCCACUCAGUGCAUGAGCAAGCAUGAAAAACUGAUAGUGUGUAUUACUCGUGCUGAGCACCCUGUUCCUGCCUACUGUCCCUGCUGAACCUCGUCACGAAGGGACCACAGCCACUAAUCAAUGACACCAAGAACUUCUUCCUCCAUCAUUAUCACCUCUUACUUUCUCUCACCUUCUGCUUCUUGAUCUGUCUUCUAAGAUCCAAGUGACUGACUGCCACUACUAGGCAAAAACUGUAGUCAUUUUUAUUUUCUGGUACUUUAAAUCCAUGCCACUUAUUUUAUAAACUUGGAAACACCAGAGACUGAAAAACACUACAGAACCUUUAUUUCGUUUUGUUUUAUUUUUAUUAUUAUUUUUCUUUUAAAUCUUUUAAGUGUUCUCACGUUAUUUUAUUUUUUAACACUACAUACUGUGCAUUAUGCCCUAAAAUGUGUGAGAUCACUUUCUUAGUUAUUUCUCCAUUAUGAUCUGGUUCAGUUCCUUCCGCUACACUGACAAUUUUUCUUAUUUACUGACAACUUUAUCCAACAUGACACUAUACAGUAAGUAUUCUUGCUACCCCUAAGUAUAUGAUGUCACUGUAUUGCCCCUUAAUGUCUUGAAACACUAAUGACCUUAUUGUAAAACUUUUCUUUGGAGGUUAAAUAGCUAUAAGUGGUUUCCAUUUUUCUGUGCUGAACAUUUUUGCCAAAUUACACCACUGUCUUGUGAGUUACAAUUAAAGACUCAAAGUUAGUAUAUAGUGUAUAUUACAUCUCGUAGAACAUUUUGAGAAGGGAAUUGGGUUCUUUUUGUAAUGAAACCUGUUGCCUCACACAAUUAAGUUACCAGUCUAAGGCACACACUGCUACCCCUCCUUUAUCCCAGUCCCCCAGUUUUUUUUUUUUGUUUGUUUGUUUUUGUUUGUUUUUUUGGGUACUAACACUUUUUGGUUCUCCUUGUCCUAUACUCAGAGCUGGAGCUCUCUGGAUUCAAGUUCCUUCAGAAAAACAGCAUGGAUAAUGACGGCAGAUCAGCACCACUAGUCUGUUGGCCAGAUCUUGCUUUCUGUUUGCUUUCUGAUUACAGACAGAUAUGUAAAUAUGAUGACGUAACACAUCUACGGAUCUUGAUCAGAGUGCCUCACUCAUUGAUAAGCCCAUGGGGCGUGUGUGUGAGUGAGUGUGUUAGAAUGCGGCUUUAAGAAGUGAGUGAGGAGUUUGGCCACCAGUGCCUGUUUGUAUUGCAUUGGGAGGGAGUGAUUUCGGGUGUGCUGGCUUUACAUGAUGGGCAAAGUGCUCCUUCUAUAGACUGCAUAUUCGAUAUGCACAGUGUCUGAUGUAGAUAUUUGCUGAAUGGAUACUCUAGCACUAGGAGUUAAUUGGUUUUUGUUGUUGCUUUGUUUUUGUUUAAAAAAAUUGACCCUGUCCCUUCAAGGCGAUUUCCCCCAAAGAGAUUAUUAAAUCCAUCUUUCCCACCUGUGAAAGAGAGAUACAGUUCAAUAUGGUUAUGUGACUAAAAAAAAGCUUAGCUUUUACACAGAAGGCAUUCAGCAGCAGGCCGGUAGACGGUUUUGAUUUUGAGGGGAGUGAAAGACUUUCUAAAAUCUUGACACAAGUACAUCUAUUACAAGCAAAAUUGAGGGUGAGCUCCGAUUUUGAUUCUAGCUUGAUAUUUAGAUAAAGAAAGAAAUUAAAGCACAUUUAACUAUAUAUACCAGAGAAUAUUUGUUCAUUUUUAAUUAUUUGUUUCCUUUCAGUUUGUCUUUUGUUUUUAUAUUUUAUGAUUGGGAUUACUGUUUUUCUGGGGUUAUUGUGGGUGAAUGCAUAUGCAAUCAAUUUUAUUUUUAAUUAAAUGCAUUUACGGUUUAUACCUUAAUUAAAAACAAAACAACGAAAAAAUCUGUGUCAUGUAUCGUCAGUUGUGCUACACUUUAUAUGCAACAAAAUCGGAUCAUUCUCUUAAUUUUAUCAACCUGCCUUGUUCUUAAAUAUCGCACCUUUUUGUUUCAUGGAUUAAACGUGUAAUGUAGCAAUACUGUUUUUUAAUAAAAAGAAUGAUUUUUUUUUU
Messenger RNA from Tachysurus vachellii, 5140 nucleotides. RefSeq names its product catenin (cadherin-associated protein), delta 1 (gene ctnnd1). Gene Ontology annotation, cellular component: nucleus; cytoplasm; plasma membrane. The transcript has 21 exons. Lineage: Eukaryota; Metazoa; Chordata; Actinopteri; Siluriformes; Bagridae. The record is from RefSeq and is a predicted model, not a curated record. Gene Ontology annotation, biological process: cell-cell adhesion; cell-cell junction assembly. The coding region runs from base 282 to 3071 and encodes 929 amino acids. Gene Ontology annotation, molecular function: cadherin binding.